AUGCCUAUCCCCCACUACGGCGUCUGGGUUGGCCAGCCGACCAGAUAUACCGCCCAGAGGGCGAGGGAGGACCCUAAGUCUCCGCAUAUCCAUCUUAAGUUCACCGAUGGUUCCUCGAGGGAGUUCGAAGCUGCUAUCAACGUCAAGUCGAUCGAUAAAGAUUCUCGUCUCGUAUUUUGGCUGCCGGAUAACCUGUCCCAUUCCAUAACCGAGCAACUUUCAAAGCUAGACGAAGGCUUUCACCUAGCCCAGUCGUCAAGUCCAAAUGACGUUAGUAAAAGCAAGAGCCAAGGUCACCACCGUAACCGACACCACCAGGUUAGACGACAGGAAUCCGAUCUACGAGGUCUAGACUUCAUUCGCACGGACGGUCUUAUUAACAUCAAGUCCGGACUGGUCUUGCAGCACGACAUCCCAGGCGAGAACAAUGACAUUUUGGAUAAGAUGGAACCUAUCCUCCAGAAAGCGAUCGACAACUCAGCUACCUCAUAUAUCUUUGGGUCGUCGUUCGGGUCAGGUAUCCAUGAUGUUCACAUGAAUCAGGGCAGUUUGCCUAGAUUUGAUAAUGGAAUCUACGAAGAUGGGGCCUUGUUGUUCCAGUACGGUGAUGGACACUGGGAAGCAGUGUUUUUGGCCUUUGCAUCGCAGAGGAUUCCAACCAAUUCCUCCGGCGAACCAGAGCGGGACAGUGAAACAUUGGCAGAUAUUCUUGGGCAGUAA
Messenger RNA from Penicillium waksmanii, 720 nucleotides. RefSeq lists its product as uncharacterized. The transcript has a single exon. The record is from RefSeq and is a predicted model, not a curated record. NCBI's taxonomy places the organism in Eukaryota, Fungi, Ascomycota, Eurotiomycetes, Eurotiales, Aspergillaceae. Bases 1 to 720 code for a protein of 239 amino acids.